This is a messenger RNA of Rasamsonia emersonii CBS 393.64, 1275 nucleotides long. RefSeq lists its product as uncharacterized. Lineage: Eukaryota; Fungi; Ascomycota; Eurotiomycetes; Eurotiales; Trichocomaceae. Bases 1 to 1275 code for a protein of 424 amino acids. The record is from RefSeq and is a predicted model, not a curated record. The transcript has a single exon.
AUGGCGCCUUCUCUAACGACACUUCCGCGAGAGCUCCUAUGGGAGGUGCUCGACCACCUUGACUCCCUGCUGGAGCUCCACUCACUCCUACUCACAUGCAAAUACCUCUAUCAGUCUUGCGACGGCGCACCAAGGAAAAUCGUCUCUGCGAUUGUCUCUCGUUCUGAUCAACUUGAACUCCCUCAGCUGGAGCCGUAUCCUCAUUUGCUUCUCGCCGCGUCGGCACGCCGUCUCGCCGAUUGGGCGAUCCAGAACGAUAAACGAAGGAAGCAGCUCAAGCUUGCUUUGCAUGGAGGCAUCUGGUCCCUUUUCGAGCUGGCUAUGGAGAAGGUGCCCAUCGGACUUGACGAAAUUCGUGAGAUAUGGCGAUGGAAAGAGGAUGUCUUGGAGCCGAUUACUCGUGACCUUGACGAGUGCUGCGGACCAGAGGCUCAGAAGCAAUUGUUGGACGACUCGCCCAUCUGCGACACUCCCCAGCUGAGUCUGCUGUUGUGGGUGAUCUAUGGGGAACUGUUUCAUCACACUUUCUCCUUCGUCUGUGACAAUCAUCAGCACUUGUACCAUGAUGCUCCUCCUCCUCUUGAGCCGUUGGACUGCUUCACGCGUUUCAAGUUUCUUGUAUACUGUGUACCGGACUUUGAGUGCUUCGAGCAGCUAGGAAUUGAACACCAGAAUUUACACCCCCGGGUCCAACGGUACAUGAACGACCCAGCGAGUACAAUCCGCCAACAGGGGAGCAUGGAGGUGGCAUGUGAGAAUUAUCUUCACCCGGACCAGUGGGCCGACGCUCUUGGAUUGGGAGUAACUAUAUGCGCGGAUCCAAGAGAUCUGUUCCGGUAUUCCGAAAACAUCGAAGAACUGCUGUAUAUCUCGACGGUGAUGCACUGGGGCAAACGGAGUUUGGAGGUCCUGCUACCAAGCCGAGCAGCAAAAUACGCCGCCGAGCUUGAACACCUCCGGUCCAAGAUCGAGGAUGUGGUCACCUGCGACGCGACUUUUCUGAGGAAGUUCCCUCGUCUUCCUCGCGACAUCCUCGAAUGGACCAAAGACACGCGCGACCAGCUCAACAUUUCACCAUGGGUCCUGCUCGCCGGAGACCUUCGCCUGACGUUGCAGGGAUGGUUUGCAAGCGACGAGGAGUGGCUGCGCUAUUUGCAGAAGAUGGGGACGGCGGGGGUAGAGAACUUUGAUGAUCUGUCAGAGGGGAAGGAAUUCAAUCGGCUUGUAGCGGAGAUACGGACGCCUCCUGAAGAUGACGAGGACGAAGAAGCAUAG